Molecule: messenger RNA, 576 nt
Organism: Lodderomyces margitis
Lineage: Eukaryota; Fungi; Ascomycota; Pichiomycetes; Serinales; Debaryomycetaceae
Exons: 1
Coding region: 1-576 (191 amino acids)
Biological process (GO): regulation of lipid metabolic process
Cellular component (GO): mitochondrion
Source: RefSeq, a predicted model, not a curated record
AUGAGUGGCAUAGCUUUAAAACUUACGGCACUUCUAGUGAAAACCAUUCUGAAACCAAUAUCAAAAGCAAUUUCAACACAAGCUAAAAACAAUGAGACAUUUCGUAAAUACUGCAUCUCAUUUGCCAAUCGACUUCAUAAGACAGAUGUCAAAUUACGCAUGAAUCUAUUAGGUGAGAAAAAGAUUAGAGUAAGACCUUUAAAUGAUAACAAAGCCAUAGAACAAGGUGCAUCAUUCAUAUCGGAGACGUUUAUAUUUAGUGUUGCUGGUGGAUUGAUUUUUUACGAAAGUUAUCGAAGUCGUAAACGGGCAAGUGAUCAACGAGAUGCCUUAGCUGAUGAUAUCACCAUUUUGCAGAAUGAAAUUGAAUAUAUCAAGAGUAAAAUGAGUGAAUUGAAUGUUAAAUUGGAUGAUUAUAAAGUUCCUGUGGGGUAUAAGCCAAAGUAUGUUAAAAUUGGAAAUAUUGAGCCUCUACAGGAGAGUCCAACACAGCCACUGCCAAAAGAGCCAUUAUCGUCGCAACAGCCGUCGCUGCGACAAAUCCCACCAACACCUCCGUCGCCUUCCUCAAACUAG